This is a messenger RNA of Sorghum bicolor (sorghum), 1119 nucleotides long. RefSeq lists its product as uncharacterized. Lineage: Eukaryota; Viridiplantae; Streptophyta; Magnoliopsida; Poales; Poaceae. The transcript is spliced from 7 exons. The record is from RefSeq and is a predicted model, not a curated record. Bases 1 to 1119 code for a protein of 372 amino acids.
AUGGAUGAACCAAAGGUUGCCUUGCAGCAGAUUAUCAGCUCACUCCACUCAGUCCAUGGGAUCCUGGAGAAUAUCUUCGACAGGGUUUCUGAUGGCAAAGCUAACAGAAUUUGCGAGCGCUUUUAUUUGGAUCCCAAUGAUGGCCUGAAAUUUCUGGCAUUGGAGGCCAAAAACAUUCAUCAGCUAGCCACGGAGAUCGAAUCCAACCUCUCAGGGCGCCUAGAAAUGCAAAGGAAGCAUACAAGUAGGAUGGAGAGCAAAGUAUCGAGUUUAUUGAAGGAGAAUCAGGAGAUCCGCAACAUGUUGAAGGUUGCUAUAACUGAGAAAGAGGCGGUGGAGAACAGCAUCCAUACACUGAAGGGUGACAAGGAGCAGGGAAGAAGUUCCAUCUUGCAGAUUGCUGAGAAAGGAUUGCACAAGGUAGGCUUUGGCUUCAUCAUGGAGGUGAUAAGUGCUGAACCAGCAAGCCAGGAGCCGAGCACCUCAGGUUCCACUGUAGCAUCUAAUAGAACAGAAAAUGAACAUGAGCACAUCAGUCUGGCUAGUAUAGUUGAAAACACAAUGAAAACCCUGCAUUGCGAGAUCAAUGAUCUAAGGCAGGCCUUUGACGAGUCCAGGUCAGACAGUUAUCAUUUCCAACUUCUUGCUACUGAACGGGCUCAGAAGAUACAAAAAUAUGAAUCACACAUAAAAGAAUUGGAAGAAAGAGAGAGCUUCCUGGUUCACAGGGUGGAAGACCUCGCUCUAGAGACAAAAGCAGUAGGACAGGAGGCCACAAGAUGGAGGGAGGCAUGUCAACUGGAGGUAGAAGCUGGAAGAUCUGCCAUCAAAGAACUCAACCAGGAGUUUACCUUGCUCAAGGAAGAACUGGGAAGGGUAAAAACAGACUUGGAGGCUGCAAACAGCAAGGUACAGCUAAAAGAGAAAUUAGCAGCCAGUGCAAUGGCAGCACAAGCUGCUGCAGAUGCAUGCCUCAAGCUUGCUGACAGAAGAUCUGCUGGGCUGCAACAAAGGAUAGAAGAGUUGACGAGACAAAUAGAACAAGAAGAUGCACAUGGAAGACAGGAGAUAGGAACAGCGUGGGUUGCUCAUUCACCCAUAUGCUCACUGCAGCUGUGA